This is a messenger RNA of Symbiodinium pilosum, 1455 nucleotides long. The record is from the annotation of a GenBank genome assembly. Lineage: Eukaryota; Dinophyceae; Suessiales; Symbiodiniaceae.
GAUCUUACCAACGAAGAACGGAGGCAGCGAGAGGAUGCCGAGCUAGCAGAGGUACAGGCGACGAUAGAUCGGCUUCUUAAAGUUGUCGGUCUGGACGAAGAUGACCCGCCUCAGGCGUCUGCAGGCUCCGGAGCGACUCCGGAGGCUGAACAAAGAAAUGCCGACUCGCAACGGCCGCCGGGGAAUUGGAGACCAAGUCCUCGGCGGAGCCCCUCGCCGGCCGUCCGAGUUGUCACGUCAUCGUUAUACUCGGACCGGCGUGAGGGGGAUGACGCUGGAGAUGAAAAUGGCGAUGAUGAUUGGGGUUAUUGGCGGGCCGACGGUUCGAGGACAAGCUCCUGGCGCCGGACUGAGGACCGCCGACUCCCGCCAGCCUUUCCCAGCAGUACGGCCAGGAGAUGGUUUGGUGCGAGCUCUGGUAAGACGAGCAAGCAGAAGAAGAGUAAGAAGAAGAAGGACGCUGCACCUACAGCGAGACAGCAGAAGAAGGCGGAAAGAGCCAUCGAGAGGCGCUUGGCCAAGAUGAGUAGGUCGUCGGGAUCUGCCCUUGCUAGGCCCAAGCUACCUGGCAGGCCCCCGGAGAUGCCAAAAAAACUUUACUCCACACGGAUUGGUCGCACCAUCGAGCGAGGAGAUCUCAACAGCUCCGAACUUCGCGAUGAGAUGCUUCAUGCUGCCCAGCAAGUUCUGGGCGGAAAGUAUUGGAGAGACCCGGACCUGGUUGUUACGGGAGAAGAGGAUUUUUCCAGCGGAAGCAUUUGCAUGUCUGCAGCAGUGCCGAAGCUGGACGUCAAGGUGAAGAUACCCGUCACCCCGCAGCUUCAUGCUCUUCCGGAGGGGCGCGCGCUUGUAAGACAGUUUCUGUCUGCCAUUGCCUUGCUAAGAUUGCAGGCUCAGGAGCUGGCCACCGCCGCCGCCGCGCCACCGGAGGUUUCCAGAGCCGAGAAAUACAGGCAGCCGGCACCUUCCAAAGCCGCAAACUCGAACAAACGCCAGGUCCCAGCCGCCUCAACAGGAAGAGUGUCGGCCAUGGAUGAGUUGAAAGAGCAGGUGGUGAGGGCCCUGGAGGUGAGGUCGAUGACGAUUCAGGAUUUGAGCAGCCAAUUCGGACCUCGUUUGAAGGAGCUGUCAUCCAAUCCAAAGAAGACGAAGUUCUGCAACUGGCUCAACGAAAUCAGCGGUGUGGUCGUGCCCAUGAAGGGCGGACACCCUGACAACAAAGCGCGUGUCAUUUUCCGGUCCAACAGAUCUACGCGGCCCCGGAGACGCGAGCGCUCUGCGAGUCCGCCGAGGACUUGGGAAGGAGCUGCUCCUCAAGCCCUGCCUUCUGCCUCUUUAAGCAGCAUCGGCACGGACUUGCGUGGAGUCUGGGCGCUGCCCGCACCGCUUCUUCCCCCGCUGGCACCCUCCUACGGUCCGUUGACUCCAGAGGAGGGGAGCCGCCAAAUCACCUGA